Trichoderma harzianum CBS 226.95 is the source of this 1851-nucleotide messenger RNA. RefSeq lists its product as hypothetical. Lineage: Eukaryota; Fungi; Ascomycota; Sordariomycetes; Hypocreales; Hypocreaceae. The coding region runs from base 1 to 1851 and encodes 616 amino acids. The transcript is spliced from 2 exons. The record is from RefSeq and is a predicted model, not a curated record.
AUGGCUGGGCUGGAGACUUACCCCGAGCUUCCCGAUUUGCGCAGCAUUCGGGUCAUCAAGCUUCAUGGCGCCACUAACCCCAGUGACGAUAUUCGAUUCGACCUCAUCACCGUGUCUCUCGAUGCACCGCUGCCGUAUGAGGCGAUCUCAUACACAUGGUCUGGGCAACCCCUCGACCGACCCGUCUACGCUAAUGGCAGAGAGUAUCUCGUCACUCGAAAUGCGGAGGACGUCAUGAGGAGACUACGCUCAAACAAGCCUGAGCAUUCCCGCAAUCUGUGGAUUGAUGCCAUCUGCAUUAACCAGAAAGAUGACAGAGAAAAGGCAGUGGAGGUACAGCUAAUGUAUGAGAUUUAUGCAAAUGCAGAGCGUGUCAAUAUUUGGCUUGGCCAAGGAUCCGAAUCAACUGCUCUCGCCCUCAAAUGGCUGAGGUGGUACAGCUGGACGUUUUCGCCAGUCUGGAAAGCCCAGGGGAAAUGUGCGGGGGCUAUUACAUCUGCAGGUUCAAUCUUUAUAAGGCUGCUUUUGGGCAUAGCCGUAAUAUGCAUGUCAUGUGUCUGCGCAUGUAUCAUGCUGCUUGUUGGGGCCGUAGUCUUGUUUCCUUUUGGGUUGUUACCCAUCUUCAAAAGCUAUAAAAAGCAAUUCCGAGAUGGCUUGGCUGACUUGGCGUCCAUGGAAUACUGGGAGAGGGCUUGGACAGUUCAAGAAGCAAACGCCAACGAAAUGUGCUUCAUUCUAUGCGGGUCGUCUGUGCCGCUUCGGCUUGAUCUAUUUUACAUGAGCCAUUAUAUGAUCCCGCCGAUAUAUAUCUUCAGCCUCCUUAACAACAGCAAACUCAACCAGCGCUAUAGCCUGCACAUACUAGACAUAUUUCACACCCAUGUACAGGCGGAGGUUGGCACCCAGAUCUUUGACGUUCUUUGUAAGACAAAGGCAACGAUAGCCAAAGAUAAGCUGUUUGCCAUAAGGGCCAUGUUUCCUGAUAGUCUGGGUGAAUUGACUAUCGACUAUUCAGUAUCUGACAGCGAUAUUUAUACUGAGGCCGCCCGUAUCGUUCUCGAGGAGACCCAGAACGUCGAGUUCUUUAGAUAUGCUUGCCAACCUGGUCGAGAGGACAGGUUUCCCAGUUGGGUACCUUCAUGGUCGGCGCUUAUCGACAUUCCAGACUGGAUCUGUAAAUUUACGCCGGCGACAAUUUCCCAAGAGGCUGUUAUAAUAGAGGAUGAUGAUAUGAAAGUGCUCAAGUUGAAGGGACGGCGGGUUGAUAAAGUUGCGUCUGCUGUCAGUGAGCGGUUCCCAAGUGUAGCACCCCUGCAGGUCCCCUGGUCACGCUCGUUGGAUCUCAAUGUUGCGCGCGAGGCCUUUGUGGUGUUUAGGGAAUGGGUACAUUCAACUGGUGCAGCAGACAACCAGGAUCCCUGCAUGCAUCAACUGGCAUGGAUGAUAUCUCAAAUGAUCAAUCUGGAUGUCAAUGAUGUUCUGGCUUGGUUUCAAUUAACAUGGUCCGAAGACAAUUUUGGCAUGGAGAAGCUGUGGGAAUACGGGCUGCAUGGAGGAGAAGUCUGCGAUUGUCGGAAAUUCACCGUGAAUUUCCUGCAAAUGGUCAGUGGCAGGUCACUUUUCAUGACGGAAACAGGAAGGGUCGGGAUGUCAACUUUGGUCAUACGUCCGGGAGACGAGAUUGCGCUGCUUACAGGCGAAAAGCUGCCAUAUGUUAUCCGCAAAAAACUCGACCGUCCAGACAAAUACUCGUUGGUAGCACCGUGUUGGCUGAGUGGCGCCCUCAUGGGUGAGGAGUGGCCUGGUUGGAAUGGGCAGCUGGAGGACUUAGAAGACAUUGAACUGGUUUGA